GCUGUGACGCAGAUGACGAUGUAAACAAGAGAAGACAGUCGAGGGCAGAAGGGAUCAAGCAGGCCGACGUCACCUCAAAUGAAAGCCGUUAAAUCCACUUCAGACGGCCAUGGGGCUCCCCGUCACAAUUAAAGUCAACUUCCGCGGGAACGUGAAGAGAUUCCUGGCUCAGGAUGUGGACAAAUUGGAAUGGGAAUCCGUGGAAGCCUGGAUCAAAGCGUCAUUUGGGAUAAACCAUUUUCAAGUUAAAUACUUCGAUGAAGAUAAUGAAGAGAUUUGCAUAAACAGUCAAGAUGAAUAUGAAGAAGCAAUCAAGAGUGCUGAGAAGCAGGGGAACCAGCUGCACAUGAAUGUGUACAAGAUGAAAGGCCAGGCGUGUGGCGGGCCACUGAAGGCGGAGGUGAAGGAGCUUAAAGGAGACCUCCGGCCGGCUCCUCCUUACCCGUCCAGAGUCAAAUCCGUGGAUAAAGGCACUCAGAUCACUCCAGAGAGAGAAAACGUAGCAGUAAAAGAUACUAAGGGGAAUAAACCUGAUGACGAUCCUCCUCCCAUGUGGUUCAGAUCGUAUAUGGAGAAGUUUAAGGAUGAAGUUGUGAAAGAAGUGGUGGAAAGAAUGUGCAACGACUUCUCUGGCCAGUGUUGUACGCACAAAUCCUCCGACGUGCUCCAAGAGGACUGUGGGGCCAUUGAGGGUCCUAUCGGGCCCCGACCGGGCCCUUCCAACUGUAACGGAUCACUUGGCUACACCCCGAACUGCAGCACCUGCAACAAGCUCACUUCAGAAGGGGCUUACAAAUGCAGCGUGUGCCCAUCCUGCAUCCUGUGCGAGAUGUGCAGACACAGCCAUGAUCCGAGCCACAGCCUGGUGAGAACCAAGACGCCUCUCUCCAUCCCCGAGCACGGAAUGUCGGGAGAGUUUAGGUUCCCAAGGCGAGGAGACAGGACUGUGCGCAAGGCUGAGAGACAGCGCCUCAAAGCUGAAAGAAGGCAGCUGAAAGCAGAGGUGAAGGAAAUCAAGAAGAAACUGAGGCUGGAGAAGAGGGGGUUGCAGUGGAGCGGACCUUCUACCUCAGACAGAGCCAGCCUGACAAACAUGGCCUCCACGUCCACCCAGUUCCCGGCGCUGCCUCCUCCCGCUGCCUCAGAAACGGCCCCAAGUCCAGCCACAGACCCAGGUCACAUCCCAGCCCCGGUCCCCGACCCCCAGGCCUCCAGUCCAGAGGGUCCCGGGGUCUCGCACACGUCCUUGGUGCCCACUAUGGCUGCCUUGUUUCUGGAUGAAAAUCUGCCUGAUAACACCCGUCUGGAGCCUGGUACCAAGUUCAUCAAAUACUGGAAGAUGAAGAACUCGGGCACAAUCAGCUGGACCUCAGAGACCAAGUUAGUAUUCAUGUGGGGAAACCUCGGCUUGGCGUCAGAGGAGAGGAGGGAGGUCCCAGUGCCCCUGCUCCUGCCAGGACAAGUGGGCGUGGUCAGCGUGGCCUUUGUCGCUCCCGUCAUGGAGGGGAUGUACACCUCCCACUGGCGACUGGCGCACUGCGGCUGUCAGUUCGGCCCGCGGGUCUGGUGCAGCAUUGUGGUCGACUCUGGCAGCAGCCGGAACGGGCUCGGCCAUCAAAGCAAACGACCGAAGGAGGAGGGAAAGGCAGCAGAGAGGGAGACGACUCCAAAAGAGAGCGGAUCUGCCUUCCCUGUAGACCUCCCCCAGGAGGACUUCUACUUUCCAUCAGUGGAUCUCCUGACGGCACAGGAUCUGCUGUCGUUUGAGUUGCUGGACAUAAAUAUUGUGCAAGAGUUGGAGAAGGUUCCCAACAACACUCCUGUCGCUUUGACACCUUGCAUAUCCCCCCUCCCCCAUGAUGCAUCAGUGCUGGAAAGGACGAUGACCUCACAGACGAAGGAAGAGUCGGAGGCAACCGGAGUCCGAAAACUUUUUGGAGUCAAACUGAGGCCCAAGGACGUGUCAGAGCCUGUAGCGCAAGAAGAGGAGAAGGAAGAGGAGAUCAGUGGAGCUCAGUUUCUCUGUGAGACUGUGAUCCGCUCCCUGACGUUGGAGGAAGCCCCUGACCACAGGCCUCCGCGCCGAGCCAAGCACAGCAGCCUCAAACCGCAGGUUGUUACCCGGGGACCAGGCUUUGGCUUUGAGAGGCCACUUGGGGUUGAGGAGAAACAGAAGGACAGAAUUAAACAGGAAGAGAUGAAUGCUGAUAGAAUCCAGAGUUUAGCUCCGCCUGCAAACGUAGACUUCAACCAAACGACCCAGGCAGAGGAUGACUCCAGACAAAAUCGUGAGCCUGGAGCUGAAAAUGAAAACCUCACCGUCAGCUCCCAUCAAGAUAACGAAGACAAAGAGGUUUUGCAUGCCAUGCAGAACAUGAAGGAAAAGGACUGCGAGAAAGAAGAAGGCAGAACCAGAGAAGACUGGGAUGAGGUCAGCAGCCAAACGUCCUCUGUCUCCUCCAGCGACGACUACAUCAUUGUUCUCCCAGACUGUUUCGACACCAGCCGACCGCUGGGGGAGUCCAUGUACAGCUCUGCCAUGUCACAGCCCGACACGGCCGCCGCCACUGCGGCUUCGUCCACCGAUCCUGACCAAGAGCAGGAGAAGGAUGAGCCCUGCAACUUUGAGCCAUGCAGGGAGGCUCCGCUGACGGAGAGGAAGGAAGAGGAGACCAUCGCCGUGGAGGAGUCGCUUGGGAACACCUGGCCUCUCCACGUCUCUCCCAUCCACAGCAGUGUGAACCAGAUGCUGUGUGCGUCCCAAACGCUCGACGCCGUGACCCUCACCCCAGAAGUGGUGCCGCCGCCUGUCGUGCCUCAACCCCUGCAUCCAACACCGGUCAUCUACUCGCCCAGGUCAGAGGCUCUGUAUCUGGCUGGGGAUCCCAGUCCUCCAGCCUGCGAACCAUUCGAGCCACAGCCACCAAGGGUUCACCUAAAUGUAUCAUCCGGUUUGUCCAGAUCAGCCGGCUCAGCAUGCAGUGCCUUUGAGGCGUACAAUCCGAGAGCGGGCAAAGCGCUGCAGCCAAGGGGCCAAGGAGGCAUCACAGAGGGACUUGUCAAAGGGGCCCUUUCUGUGGCCGCAUCUGCUUAUAAGGCUCUCUUCACUGGACCUAACUGUUCCAUACAGCGAGGGAUCGACCCCGCCACCAGGCAGGACCCUUCCAUGAUGGCCGUGCUGCUGGAGAUGGGCUUUAAGGACCAGCGGCUCAACCAGCAGCUGCUGAGGAAGCACGGCUACAACCUGCUGCACACCGUCAACGAACUGGUCCAGAUGGCCGAGGAAAGUCAGAACGAAGCUGCUGACCCUCCGCAAUGAGCGGAGCCGCCAUGUCGCCUAGACUCAUAGGAAAUCAUUAUUUCUACCUUCAUUUAAAAAAAAACAAAACGUAACUUUAGAGUUUGACUUUUAAAUGUUUCGCACUCUUCUGUGCUGAAUUGUGUUUAUUGCUUUUUUUUUUUUUUUCCAACAUUACACUACGCUUUUAUCUUCAAAUAUAUGGAACAAAAUUUGAGAAGAAGCAUAAGUUUCCUGGCAUCAUUUAUAUCAUAUAACAGUUUCUGUUUUUCGUUGGGCUUUAACUGCUUUUCUUAAAAUUCCCCAUGUACUGUGCACCUUCUUGUAAAUGAUUCUCGCCGGUAGCUUUGUUUACCCGGACCAUUAAGCUGUAUGUAUUGGUCAAAAAUGAGCGCAAACCGAAAUAUCGACGAUCCUCAUCCCUGUGUUUUGUAUGGCUGGUGUAGCUGCUUCCUCGGCGCUGUAAAUUAAUCCUGCUCCCUAAAGGUUUGGCUAAUAUAUCGAGCGACAAAAAGGAAACUACUGAAGCUGCAUGGGUUAAGAGUGCAGUAAUAAAAAUAUUUAAGUUUUUUUUUCUUUAAUUAUUGUAGUGAAAUUUGCCUAACAAUGCAAUCUACUUCUGUAUCAGAGUACUGUUAUUUUAGACGUUGACAUGUGGAAUGUAAACCAAACUCUCAGAGCGGAUCACUGUUCAGAUUUGGAUGCUUUUUUUGACAACUGCAUGAUGAAUAGAGGCUUUAGAGGUGAGUAAUGUUCUUGUGGUCUUAGCACAGUCAGAGUGAAACAAACACAGAUUUGUGACUUCUUUUAUCAAUUCCACGUGUUUCCGAUCAUAAACUUAAAGUGAAACCCAGCAAUCCUCAUUUAGCGCUAAUUAAAGCUGAGAUGUCUUUUAACACACAUUCCACAAGCUAAACAUGGACCCAAGUAUAUCUGAUUUGAUUGCGUUGCCUCCUGUUAGCGAUGAUGAUUAGUUUACUGAAACAUGCUCGUCAUGUAUAUUGACACUGUGUUGUGUGUCUGGAUUUAAGUUAAUGUGCACCUUCUGUGUGUGUGAGGUUUUUAGAAACCAUUGUUUUCUUAUGUUUACAAUUGUUCCAAGUAAAAAUGCUCUAGAGAGUAAUUCUAAAUAUAUCUUCAUUGCUUGUAAAAUGAUUCUUCUGCAACAGAGUGUACACUUUAAAUACUCUUCUCUCAAUCUGCCAAUAAAAUCUUUGCUCAUC
Molecule: messenger RNA, 4521 nt
Organism: Cyprinodon variegatus (sheepshead minnow)
Lineage: Eukaryota; Metazoa; Chordata; Actinopteri; Cyprinodontiformes; Cyprinodontidae
Gene: nbr1a
Product: neighbor of BRCA1 gene 1
Exons: 22
Coding region: 110-3319 (1069 amino acids)
Biological process (GO): macroautophagy
Cellular component (GO): phagophore assembly site
Molecular function (GO): ubiquitin binding
Source: RefSeq, a predicted model, not a curated record